AUGAUAGAACUCGAGAUAUAUCACUUCGAACAUGAAAAAACCCUGGAAAAUACAAGGAUUAAUUCAAGGCCCCUUAAUAAUAAUACUGCAGAAGUAGCAUCAAGUGGUUGUGCUGGUCGCAGUAAUAUUACUUUGGAACAUUCUGCAACAUCAUCAGUAGUAAUACCGAAUAGUAGACAUCGUUUUGCAACAUUGAGUUGCAUUAGUGGCGUCAACACCGACAACAAUAAUGGGGAGAAUGCGGACAACAAUAAUCAAUUUAUUGUAAAUCCUCAACAGCAGCAAGGACCUUUUAUAUGUCGUACACCACCACCAAAUUAUCAUUCAUUGCCUUCAACACCACCACCAUCUUAUACAGCGCGUUCGCAACAACAACAGCAACAACCUUAUCAAGAGCAACAUCAACAGCCAACUGUGCGAUUAGCGGAAAUCUCAAGAGACGACAAUGUGAACAAUGAGGAUGAACAACCACCACGGCAACAGCAUCAGCAGAGUAAUCAUCAUCAUCAUCAACAGCAAUUGCAGCAACCUUUAAGGCGUUUUCAAGUACCGGAAGCACUUGCUCUAACUCAUGACGAACAUAGAGUAUUAAAUAGGCUAAAUGUUGCAAGAAAUAUUAUAAAUGAGCCACUGUCAGUUGCAAAUAGACAAGUAGGAUUAGUUCAAGGAAGAUGUGCCACGAGAAAUGUGGCAACAGUGUCACAUAAUCAUCAACAACAGCAGCAGCAACAUCAACAACAGAUACAACAAAGAAGACGGAAACAACGUAGACGUAAUCUUUAUUUAUUACAGCAACAACAACAGCAGCAGCAACAACAACAACUUCUGCAACAAAAUAAUCCAACUCUCGGUAAUCAUAGCACAGAUUCUGAAAGCUCUACAAGUUUAACGGAUGCCAGUGAAAGUGACAAUGACAUUAUUUGCAUUGGCAGUAACCGUGAUCAAAGAAGACGUCGUCGACAGCGUUUACUUAAAUUAAGAGAUGCUUACUGUCCCGACCUAUUAAAUGCCUGUUCAUUAAUAUUACUCCAACAACAGACAAGUGAUUCUACAGUUGGAAGUUUUACAGACACGCCACCACCGCCAACCGAAGAACCACUCAAUGAUUCAACCGAUUACGUGGAAAUCGAUGAAUUACAAGCAACAAAUCGACAGCAAAAUGGCGCGAAACAGAUCCAUACGCAACGUACAACAAUAGACUGA
Messenger RNA from Lucilia sericata (common green bottle fly), 1203 nucleotides. RefSeq names its product GATA zinc finger domain-containing protein 10-like. The transcript has 4 exons. The coding region runs from base 1 to 1203 and encodes 400 amino acids. NCBI's taxonomy places the organism in Eukaryota, Metazoa, Arthropoda, Insecta, Diptera, Calliphoridae. The record is from RefSeq and is a predicted model, not a curated record.